AUGGUUUUUGGUCGUGGUGUAAAGGGUAUGUGGCUACAUGAAUAUACCGAUUUUAUUAAAGAUAAUGAAUUUAAUGAAAGAACUGAAUUAUUAACAAAUCUUCAGUAUAUAAAUGGAAAAGUUGUUAGAUUUUGUGAUGUUCCAAAAGAUAAUGAUGAAAUUGGAAAAGAAAAAAACAAAUAA
This is a messenger RNA of Dictyostelium discoideum AX4, 183 nucleotides long. RefSeq lists its product as hypothetical. Lineage: Eukaryota; Evosea; Eumycetozoa; Dictyosteliales; Dictyosteliaceae. The record is from RefSeq and is a predicted model, not a curated record. The transcript has a single exon. Bases 1 to 183 code for a protein of 60 amino acids.